AUGGCUACGGGCGCGGAUGUACGGGACAUUCUAGAACUCGGUGGUCCAGAAGGAGAUGCAGCUUCUGGGACCAUCAGCAAGAAGGAUAUCAUCAACCGGAACAAGAAAAAGUCCAAGAAAUCCUCGGAGACGCUGACUUUCAAGAGGCCCGAGGGCAUGCAUCGGGAGGUCUAUGCUUUGCUUUACUCUGACAAGAAGGAUGCAUCCCCACUACUGCCCAGUGACACUGGUCAGGGGUAUCGCACAGUGAAGGCUAAAUUGGGAUCCAAGAAGGUUCGGCCGUGGAAGUGGAUGCCAUUUACUAACCCAGCUCGAAAGGAUGGCGCUAUGUUUUUCCACUGGCGAUGA
Chionomys nivalis (European snow vole) is the source of this 348-nucleotide messenger RNA. RefSeq names its product DNA methyltransferase 1-associated protein 1-like. Gene Ontology annotation, cellular component: NuA4 histone acetyltransferase complex; Swr1 complex. The coding region runs from base 1 to 348 and encodes 115 amino acids. Gene Ontology annotation, biological process: chromatin remodeling; DNA repair; negative regulation of transcription by RNA polymerase II. The transcript has a single exon. Gene Ontology annotation, molecular function: transcription corepressor activity. The record is from RefSeq and is a predicted model, not a curated record. NCBI's taxonomy places the organism in Eukaryota, Metazoa, Chordata, Mammalia, Rodentia, Cricetidae.